UGUGGCGAGCACAGCGCUCAGGAGGAAGAACAUAAAAGGAAAAGAAUUCCUUGCCCUUUGGAUCCAAAACACACUGUGUAUGAAGAUCAGCUACAAAAACACUUGAAAAAAUGUAAUUCAAGAGAGAAGCCAAAGCCUGUUUACUUUGCUAAAGAUAUUAAUGCGGGACUGAAAAAUGAAACAGAGCUGUCUGAAGGACAGCAAGUACCAAUUUCUGCACUUUCUAAACAAGAAUUAGAGGACUUAAUUAAGAAGCUAAAAAAAGCAAGUAACACUAUAAAUUAUGUACUUAAGGACCAAAUCCUUUCUCAUCAGGCCUUACAAGAGGCCCUAAAUGAUCCCCAAAAUGGAGACGCAGCUUUUAAACAUUUGAAGCAGCAGGCUUCCAUAUUGGGUAACAUGGAAAGAUUGCAUUUGCUUGGACCAGGGAACUGUUUUGUUGAAUUUGGAGCUGGACGGGGAAAACUGUCCCACUGGUUAGAUAUAGCUUUACAGGAUUCUCAAGAUGUUCAUUUUCUUCUUGUUGAAAGGGCACCUACCAGGUUCAAGGUGGAUGGCAAACACAGAAAACAUUACUUUGAGAGGCUUCAAGUUGAUAUCCAGCACUUGUGUUUAAGUAAAGUACCUCUUCUUGUGGAAGAGAAACUACCUCUGAUUGGAAUUGGAAAGCAUCUGUGUGGUGCUGCAACAGAUCUUGCUCUGAGAUGCUUAGUUGACACCUAUGUGAAAUGUUGUGCUGAAGAAAAGGAAGGCCCAGUAACUAAGCGCCUCAAGACGGAUGGAACUAACAUAAAUUAUCAUUAUCCUGGCAAAAUGUAUAGCAAUCGUGUAACUGAAAUCUGGAGCCCUAUAGCUGGAAUUGUUAUUGCACUUUGUUGUCAUCACAGAUGUGAGUGGAACCAUUACGUUGGCCAAGAUUUCUUUAAAAGAGUAGGACUUGGCCCAAAAGAAUUUAAUUUUUUAAAAAGAAUGACAAGCUGGGCUACUUGUGGCAUGAGAGAAAGAACAACAGAAACCAGCAGAAGUGGCAUGCAGAAUAAAGAACAAAGUAACGAAGAUGAACAUGACCAAGAUGAAAUAAAUACUGAAUGCAAUUUGGAUAGUCUUCAAGGGCUGCUGACCACUGAUGAACGAAAGCAGAUAGGUUACCUUUGCAAACUGUUGAUUGAUCAUGGUCGGACUGAAUACUUAGAGCAGAGAGGAUAUGAAGCUGUGUUGCAACACUAUACAGACUCAAGUGUGUCAUUAGAAAAUGUUCUCUUGACAGCUGUUCCAUCUCAGUCUUUGGUAUCUUCCACAACUGCUUAAAAACUAGAAGAGGCCUUCCAGGA
This is a messenger RNA of Python bivittatus (Burmese python), 1331 nucleotides long. It is a transcript of the gene TRMT13, whose product is annotated as tRNA methyltransferase 13. The record is from RefSeq and is a predicted model, not a curated record. Gene Ontology annotation, biological process: tRNA methylation. NCBI's taxonomy places the organism in Eukaryota, Metazoa, Chordata, Lepidosauria, Squamata, Pythonidae.